AUGCGUUUUUUCCGUUUCCUUGUAUUUCCUGUCAUUGCGGGACUUUCCUCUGUCCUUGCUGCUCCAAUCACCUCGAAUGAUACCGUCGAUGGCAGUGGAGAAGCGCCGGAAACGUUGUUGCAGAACAGCGAAGAACAACCGCAUCAAAGACUGAAGUUCUAUAACUGGGACUACAAGGAUCUUGGAACAACAGCAUUCGAGGAUAUCUCGUUCCCUGCUCGUCAACCGCCAGUUGCAGUCAAUCAAUCGGAGCAAUGUCCUGACGGAUGGCUUCGUUUCGCCGAUUCCUGCUAUUGGAUCGAGACGGAGCUGAUGGGUUUCGCUAAGGCAGAAAGAAAGUGUUUCGAGAAGCAAUCAACAUUGUUCGUGGCCAACUCUCUCGAAGAGUGGGACUCGAUCCGUUCCCAUUCAAAGGAAGCUUACUUCUCCUGGAUUGGACUCGUCAGAUUCACCCACUACGAAAAGUCCGAGCAGUUGCCAAGAUGGCAAACCGAAGGAGCUAUCAACCCAACUAAAAUGAACUGGCUGAUCAAGCCGUACAAGCCAAUUGUGAACGGAUGGACUUCGUUUGCCAACUGCGCCGCUAGCUACAAGUCACCAGCCACCCUCGAAUCUGCCUCGUACACAUUCUUCUACCCAUGUACCUACCUGCUCUACUCGAUCUGCGAACGAAACUCGACCAUUGUCAACGUGAUGCAGUGA
Messenger RNA from Caenorhabditis briggsae, 702 nucleotides. It is a transcript of the gene Cbr-clec-87, whose product is annotated as Protein CBR-CLEC-87. NCBI's taxonomy places the organism in Eukaryota, Metazoa, Nematoda, Chromadorea, Rhabditida, Rhabditidae. The transcript is spliced from 3 exons. The record is from RefSeq and is a predicted model, not a curated record. The coding region runs from base 1 to 702 and encodes 233 amino acids.